AAAUGAAAAUCUGAAACAUGGCGUCGUUGGGAAGGCUUUCAAGCCGUCUUCUUCGGGGCUCCAUCAGGGCUCAGGUUUGCAGUCCAAGGGUUUUGGGCCUAAGCGCUGCUGCCGAGAGGGAUACAGAAUGCCGUGUGUCGAAUGGAGUCUCGAUGUUCCGCCGCCACCUCUGUGCUGCUGCAGCCGAUCCCUACAGCGAGCCAGACAACAGUCGCAUGAUGGAGAACGUCUGUCAGAAUCCGCCGAGCCGCGAGCAGCUGGUAAAGCUCGGCGAGUACGUUGCCAGCAUCAUGCCGAAGUACAUCCAGGAAGUACAGAUCACGGCGUGCGAUGAGCUGGAGCUGCUCAUCCACCCGGACGGCAUCGUGCCGGCACUGACCAUUCUCAAGGAGCACUCCAUGACACAGAUGACCCAGCUGGUGCAUCUGACGGCUCUCGAUGUUCCCAAGCGACCGAAGCGUUUUGAGCUCGUAUACAACCUACUGUCGCUGCCGUUCAACAGUCGUAUCCGCCUUCGCACGUACACGGACGAGCUUACACCGCUCUCGUCCGCAGAACCGGUGUUCCGGAGUGCUGACUGGUUGGAGCGCGAGGUCUGGGACAUGUAUGGCGUGUUCUUCACCAAUCAUCCGGACCUUCGGCGUAUUCUCACCGACUACGGGUUUGAAGGCCAUCCGAUGCGCAAGGACUUCCCGUUGUCAGGAUAUGUUGAGCUACGGUACGACCUUGAAGAGGAGCGUGUCGUCGCUGAACCUGUGGAGCUGGCUCAGGAGUUCCGCCGUUUCGACUUCAACCAUUCGUGGGAGCAGUUUCCGCUGCAUCGGCAACAUGGACCCCCACCGUCUGUGGAAGCGGAGUCCACUUCUAAGCCCGAGGAGAAGAAAUAGAGCUUGCUAUGAAUGAUAGUACUGUUUGAACUAUUUCCUUGUCUGUCUUUGUGGUGUGAAGUUUGAGAGCUGUUAGGAGAGCAGCAGGGGGGUGAAUGCACCAACCUAUUUAUGUACGCAAGGACCAUUUGGCUUGAGAUUACUACUCGAAGAGCUGAACAAGGACUGGGGGCCUUGGCGGGGCUCGGGGCGGCUCCCAAUAAGUUUGUGCAUUCGCCCCCCCUGCUGCUAGGAGUGCUACUGCUUGUUAUUUAUGCUAUAAAGAAUUCCUCAUGUACAUAGCUGUUGCACUGCUUGCAUGCCUGUGGUUGGUAUCCAUUGUGGUACCACUGUAGCUCGAAGUUGGAUGUCCGAAUAAUUUUGCCAACGGCACUUAUUUUUUUUUUUUUAUGCGUUUGGAAUGCUUUCUCUCCUUAUUCCUGCUGAUACUCACACUGUACAAAUUGAAAUCCACACAUUUGGUAUUUUCUGAAUAUUCUUUUAAAUAUUUACCAUCAUAUGUAGUAUUACAUUUACUCGCCGGUUGUAUCUCUCUUAUUUCCAAGCAUCUUAGCCUUUUUAUAUACCAUUUUUUAUUUCUUGUGCGAGGCUUGCCUCACUUUUAGUACCCCAUGUUUCUAUAGUAAAUUCUGCGUUGAUGUUCAACGAUAAAGCGAAUGCAACUUCUU
This is a messenger RNA of Sycon ciliatum, 1555 nucleotides long. Its product is annotated as NADH dehydrogenase [ubiquinone] iron-sulfur protein 3, mitochondrial-like. The transcript has 5 exons. Lineage: Eukaryota; Metazoa; Porifera; Calcarea; Leucosolenida; Sycettidae. Gene Ontology annotation, molecular function: NADH dehydrogenase (ubiquinone) activity. The coding region runs from base 18 to 887 and encodes 289 amino acids. The record is from RefSeq and is a predicted model, not a curated record.